AGCUCCAUCUCUUCCCUGAUCGUAGAUCUGUAUGAUGCUGACCUGUCUGUUUGUCUUGUGUUUCUGCAGGGCUGGCAUCAAUGAGGUGGAGACGGAUGUGGUGGAGAUCGAAGCUAAACUAGAUAAGCUGGUGAAGUUAUGUAGCGGUAUGAUCGAAGCGGCAGGGCGUACGUAAGCGCCAACAAACUGUUUGUCACCGGCAUCAAAGACUUGUCUCACCAGUGCAAGAAGGAAGAAAUGAUCUCUGAGUGUCUGGAGAAGUGUGGGGAGAGCCUGCAGGAGAUCGUCAACUACAACAUGAUCCUAUUUGACCAGGCCCAGAGGUCAAUCAAACAGCAACUCCACACCUUCAUCAAAGAGGACGUGCGUAAGUUCAAGGAGACGAAGAAGCAGUUUGACCGUGUGAGGGAGGACAUGGAGAUAGCCCAGGUGAAGAACGCCCAGGCCCCCAGGAACAAACCUCACGAGGUGGAGGAGGCCACUUCCUCGCUCACCCUGACCAGGAAGUGCUUCAGGCACCUGGCCCUAGACUACGUACUGCAGAUCAAUGUUCUUCAGGCUAAGAAGAAGUUUGAGAUCCUUGAUGCAAUGCUGUCGUUCAUGCGAGCCCAGUACUCCUUGUUUCAACAGGGCUAUAAAAUAUUGGAUGAGAUUGAUCCCUACAUGAAGAAACUAGCUGCAGAGCUGGAUCAGCUGGUCAUUGACUCAGCCAUGGAGAAGAGAGACCUGGAACACAAACAUGCUACCAUACAGCAGAGGACUCUGAUGGAGGACUUCUCCUAUGAUAAUAAGGUGGAGUUCAACGUGGACGCUCCUAACGGAGUGGUGAUGGAAGGUUACCUGUUCAAGAGGCCUCCAAUGCCUUCAAGACCUGGAACAGCCAAUGAGCCCGUCUUCCUGUAG
Molecule: messenger RNA, 903 nt
Organism: Oncorhynchus keta (chum salmon)
Lineage: Eukaryota; Metazoa; Chordata; Actinopteri; Salmoniformes; Salmonidae
Product: arf-GAP with coiled-coil, ANK repeat and PH domain-containing protein 3-like
Exons: 11
Coding region: 238-903 (221 amino acids)
Cellular component (GO): cytoplasm
Molecular function (GO): GTPase activator activity; protein binding
Source: RefSeq, a predicted model, not a curated record